This is a messenger RNA of Colletotrichum graminicola M1.001, 498 nucleotides long. RefSeq lists its product as uncharacterized. The transcript has a single exon. NCBI's taxonomy places the organism in Eukaryota, Fungi, Ascomycota, Sordariomycetes, Glomerellales, Glomerellaceae. The record is from RefSeq and is a predicted model, not a curated record. Bases 1 to 498 code for a protein of 165 amino acids.
AUGUCCCCUACAGAAGAAUCCGCGCACAAGCGCAACGCCUCGGCCACCAGCGCCGUCCAGACUACCCCGCCUCCCGCGAAGCGCUCCUCCGUCACCGCCCUCCCGCCCGCCCGCCGAGAGUUUCCGCACGCCGUUGCCCUUGUCCUCUACCGCGACGGCGGCGACGGCGACGCCUCGACGACCACUGUCCUAGGCGCCUACGCCGGCCUUGCGGACGCCAACGCCGAGGUGCAUAAGCUGGCGCGGGAACAGGGUGUCGAGGCCGCCGGCAAGGACGCCGGGAGCGACGUCACCCCCGCGAGGUGGGACGCCCCCGACGGCGCCUCGUGCUGGGUUGAGAUGCACGCCGUCAAGCCCAAGAGCCUCUUGCCAAAGACUGCGUCGGCCGGCGGGUCCUCGCCGACAGGGCAACAGCCGCCUAAGAAGCUGUAUGAUGCCGAGGAGGGAGAGGACCCGGACCUGGAUGACGACCAGGACGAGGGCGGACACUACGACUAG